AUGGCACAAACACUUGCCUCCCCAGGGCUGUUCUCUGAUGAUGAGGCUGUAGCCUCCCCCGUGCUGGAAUCCACUGCAAAAGGGUUUGGGGCUGAUGUGUGCAAGGACCUGCUGUCAGAGUUCUCUGCCAUCUCCCCAGACCUGGAGGACUCCCAGCAGGCUGUAGCUGAAGACAAUAAUGGAAAGCUAAAGGUCUAUCUGAGAGUUCGACCUCUGAAAUCUACAGAACUGGAAAAAGGGGAAGACCAGGGCUGUGUCUGCAUUGAGAACUCAGAGACUCUUCUUCUGAAAGCUCCCAAGAACUCCUUCACCAUGAAGAGCACAGAACGUGGAGUGGGACAGGCAGCACACAGGUUCUCUUUCACCAAGAUCUUUGGACCAGAAGUGGGGCAGAAACUGUUCUUUGAUGAGACAAUGAAACAGGUGGUAAAGGAUGUGCUGAAUGGACAGAAUUGUCUGGUUUAUACCUAUGGCAUCACCAAUUCAGGCAAGACCCACACUAUUCAAGGCACCAACCAGGAUGGGGGGAUUCUGCCUCGCUCCUUAGCAACCAUCUUCAACAGUGUGGGGAACAGGCUGUACCAGGCCAUGGACCUGAAGCCUUCCCUCUCCAACGAGGUGGUGUGGCUGGACAGCAGGCAGGUGCGGCAAGAGGAGACUAAAAAGCAGGUGAUACUGCAGGGAAGUCUCUGGGAGGAGGAGCUCUUAACACCACGGAAGAAUCACAGUGCUGAAUCUCAGCACCAGGCCACCAGCAGGGUCAGUUUUGACAGUGGAGUUGCUGGUCUGUCUUCAUCUAGUCAACUCACCAACCGCUCAGAUCUCAGCCAGACAGAAGACCUGGGCCCUCGCUGGGCUGACUCGGAUCGCAUUUCCCUCACCAGCACAGGGGAUGUGCAGUUCUCCAUCUGGGUCUCCUUCUUUGAGAUUUACAAUGAGUUAAUCUAUGACUUGUUGGAACUAACUCCACCUGGGCAGAACCGCAAGCGGCAAACCCUGCGGCUCUGCGAGGACCAGACUGGCAACCCCUAUGUGAGAGACCUGAACUGGAUCAAUGUGCAGGAUGCUGAUGAGGCCUGGAAGCUUCUGAAACUGGGUCGGAAAAACCAGAGUUUUGCUUGUACCCACAUGAACCAGAACUCCAGUCGCAGUCACAGUGUGUUCUCUAUUCGGAUUCUGCACUUGCAAAGAGGUGGCAGUGAGGUUGUUCCAAAAAUCAGCGAGUUAUCCCUGUGUGACCUGGCAGGGUCGGAGCGCUGCAAGGACCAGAAAAGCGGGGACCGAAUGAAGGAAGCCAACAUCAUCAACACCUCCCUGCACACCCUGGGCCGCUGCAUCGCUGCCCUCCGCCAGAACCAGCAGUCCAGGUCGAAGCAGACGGUGGUGCCGUUCCGGGACAGCAAGCUGACCCGUGUGUUCCAAGGCUUCUUCACCGGGCGUGGGCGCUCCUGCAUGAUCGUCAACAUCAACCAGUGUGCAUCCACCUAUGAUGAGACUCUCUAUGUAGCCAAGUUCUCAGCCAUUGCCAGUCAGCUUGUUCAGGCACCUCCCACAAAGCUUGGACUUCCAUCCCUACAAUCCAUCAUCACAGAGCACAGAAGGCGAACCAGUGAAGGUCCAGAGGCAAAAGCGAAGGAAGAAGUGGAAUCAGAAGACAGUGAGGAUGAGGCAGAUGUGUCCAUGUAUGAGAAGGAGGACUUGUUGCGCAUAGUGGAAGCUGCGCGAGAGCUGCUGGUGCGGGAGCGGCGGGAGAAGCUGCAGCUGGAGAUGCGUCUGCGUGACGAGAUCUGCAACGAGAUGCUGGAACACAUACAGCAGAAGGAGCAGUGGUGCAGCCAACACGUGGAUGCUCAGAGGGAACAGCUGGAGGAACUGUAUGAGGAUAAACUGAGUAACCUGAAGGAGUCAUUGACUGACUAUUACCAGGAGAAGAUCCAGGAGCGUGAUGAGGAGAUUUUGGAGCUCCAAACUGCUCUGCAGGAGACCAAACAAAAACUGGAGAGCCUGGAAAGUCAGCAAAGGGAGUCACAGCAAGGACUACAUCGAUCCAAGCGAAUGGCUACCUUGAGUGCUCUGCAGCAGGAGCUGGCAGACACCAAAGCCAGGCUGGAGCAGUGCCAGAUGGAGUUAAAUACUGCGACUGCAGAGUUGCGUAAGUAUCGGAAAUUGGUGGAGCCACCUCCCUCUGCCAAACCCAUCACCAUGGACGUGGACAGGAAGCUGGAGGAUGGACAGAAGAAUGUCAGGUUGCUGCGUUCAGAGUUACAGAGGAUUGGAGAGUCCCUGCAGGCUGCGGAACGCGCCUGCUGCCACAGCACAGAUGCAGGGAAGCUCCGGGAAGCUCUCUGCACCUGUGAUGACAUUCUGGCCAGACAGGACCAAACCCUGGCAGAGCUGCACAACAAGAUGAUGCUGGUGAAGCUGGACCUGAGGAAGAAGGCAGCCUGUAUCGCCGAGCAGUACCACACAGUGCAGAAGCUCCAGGCCCCAACAUCCACCCUAAAGAAACGGUUCUGUGCCAACAGGGAAAACCUACAGCCUAAUCAGCCUCCUGGCAAAAAGCCCUUCCUGCACAACCUCUUGACCCGCUCAGCCUCUCGUCCUGUGGCUGCCAGAGGGUGGCAACUGCGCUCAGUUGCUCUGUGA
This is a messenger RNA of Acanthisitta chloris (rifleman), 2646 nucleotides long. It is a transcript of the gene KIF20A, whose product is annotated as kinesin family member 20A. Gene Ontology annotation, biological process: microtubule-based movement. Gene Ontology annotation, molecular function: microtubule binding; ATP binding; ATP hydrolysis activity. Gene Ontology annotation, cellular component: kinesin complex; nucleus; microtubule. The coding region runs from base 1 to 2646 and encodes 881 amino acids. The transcript is spliced from 18 exons. The record is from RefSeq and is a predicted model, not a curated record. NCBI's taxonomy places the organism in Eukaryota, Metazoa, Chordata, Aves, Passeriformes, Acanthisittidae.